Glarea lozoyensis ATCC 20868 is the source of this 1338-nucleotide messenger RNA. RefSeq lists its product as uncharacterized. The transcript has a single exon. NCBI's taxonomy places the organism in Eukaryota, Fungi, Ascomycota, Leotiomycetes, Helotiales, Helotiaceae. Bases 1 to 1338 code for a protein of 445 amino acids. The record is from RefSeq and is a predicted model, not a curated record.
AUGAAGUCUGGUACUCUUUUAGCUCUGCCAGCUCAUGGCUCGGACAGAUCUGACUUGCUCCAUCCCUCAUCUGUUCCAGCUAACCGGAAAUUUCGGUCAUUUUUUCUGGAAGCCGUACGAGCAUCUUCGAGGGAAGAAGCAGGGACAGCAGAGUUCAUUCCGCCACCUCCUCUGAUAUCCUGCUCUGAUUUUGUUCCCCGGCCUCUGGUGGAGUUGUUGAUGCGGAAGAAGAAAAACGGAGCUCUUGGAGUGAAGUGGGUGAAAGGCGAUGAGCUCACGAACAUGGAAGGCGCCAUGCAUACUUUUGUUACUCCUGUCAUCUCGAAGUGUGAAAUGAAUGGCGAUUAUAGGUACAAUCCUGUCAUUGGUGGUCAUGGAGUUGAUAGGUUUGGAGACGUGAUAGAAAUUCCAGGCACGGAUGGGAACAGACAGAAAUACCAACUUACAAGGUCUGUAGUUUUGAGUGCUAGUAUCCAAAUGGAUUUCGAAAACGGCAAAGUAAUGCUCAACGCCUGUAUGCUCGAGGAAUCCGAGACUAUCGGUGUGGAUCUAUUGUCCGACAGCGCAUGGGUUGUUCUCGAGAAGAAGGCAAAACAAGACGACAAAAGAAGAAGAGCCUACGAUGAAACGUUGAAGCGGCAUAUGAUAUAUCAUCUCACAGCAUCACGUACUUUGCCUGCAAGAAAGAAUGCUAAAGACUUAUUUAGUAUUGACGGGACAAUUCAGCUCUUGGAAUCAUUCAUCAAAACACUAAACGCCAGCACAGACAAAAUGGUGGGUGUAUUUACCAGCUUGGACAACAGACAAAUUGUAUCCAUUGAAUUCCUUUUCAACACAGCCCUAGAACAAGUAAGGAACGAGAUAGCAGCUCUCGAAUUUCUAUGUACCCAAGGCUAUGUGUACACCUACGACCCUGCUUCAAUCUUUGCGCGUAAAAUUAGUGCUAAAAUCCUCAAUCGAUUAAUGCUUGCUGCUCUCAAACAUCUGUCAGAUCAGCACAAGUUCGCGAAUAUGAGGGUAUUUGGUUUCAAUGACUACGCUGAUAAGAACGCAAUUAAUCUGGCUCAUUCGGCAUUGCGGAAACAGGAACAUGUUGUGGUAACGAGCAAACAGGAUCUGUUCAACGGUACGGGCGGUAUGAACGGGCUAUAUAAUGUUGCACAUAUCUCUCAGGCUGUGGGCGCAAUGUUGGUAAUCCACAAUAAUAGUGAUGGUUUUGGUCAGAAUAUCGAGACUGAAGCUAUGACUGGGAGUCUUGAUGGCGCAAUUGGCUCAAGCUCAAGUGCAGCUGCAAGUCUGGAGAGAAGUCGAGAAAAUCUUUUGGAUUUCGUUUGGUAG